GGCCAGAACCUACCACCGUGGAGGAGCGUCUUCAUCUAAAAAGGGAAAGAGCCACAGUGAAAGCAUGGCGGUGGAAGAGGAAGGUCUCCGGGUUUUCCAGAGCGUUAAAAUAAAAAUAGGGGAAGCAAAAAACAUCCCUCCAUACCCGGGGCCAAACAGGAUGAGGGACUGCUACUGCACCGUCAACCUGGACCAAGAAGAGGUGUUUAGAACCAAGAUAGUGGAGAAGUCGCUGUGUCCGUUUUACGGGGAGGACUUCUACUGCGAGAUCCCACGCAGCUUCAGACAUCUUUCCUUCUACGUCUUCGACCGGGAGGUCUUCAGGAGGGGCUCCAGCAUCGGCAAGGUCGCGGUGAAGAAAGAGGACCUGCAGAAAUAUCACGGGAAAGACACCUGGUUCCAGCUGCAACCCGUCAGCGCUGACUCAGAGGUGCAGGGAAAAGUGCACCUGGAGCUGCGUCUCAGUGAAGUCAUCACCGACAGCGGAGUCAUCAACCACAAACUGGCCACACGAGUUUUGGAGUGCCAAGGUCUUCCGAUUGUCAACGGCCAAUGUGAUCCCUACGCUGCUGUCUCUUUACUAGGUCCCUCAAGGUCUGAAGCCAAGAAGACGAAGGUGAAGAGGAAAACCAACAACCCACAGUUUGAGGAGGUGUUCUAUUUCGAGGUGACGCGGCCUUUGAGCUACACAAAGAGACAGUUUGAUGUUGAAGAGGAGGAUGUGGACAAACUGGCCCUGAGGGUCGACCUGUGGAACGCCAGCAACCUGAAGUUCGGGGACGAGUUCCUGGGAGGCGUUCGGGUUCCUCUGCGGGUCUUGGGUCAGGCUGGAGUCCACGACGCCUGGUACUUUUUGCAGCCCAGAGAGAACGGAGGAAAGUCGGUGAAGGUGGAAGAGCUCGGCUCUCUGCGUCUGAACAUCGUUUACACUGAGGACCACGUCUUUCCCUCUGAACACUACACGCCCCUCAGAGAUCUGCUGCUGCACUCCGCUAAUGUCGAGCCUGUGUCGGCGUCAACGGCUAAUAUUCUGGGGGAGGUUUGUCGAGAGAAACAAGAAGCUGCCAUUCCACUCGUGCGUCUCUUCCUUCAUUACGGCAAAAUAGUGCCUUUCAUCAGCGCCAUCGCUCACGCUGAAGUCAACCGCACACAGGAUCCAAACACCAUUUUUCGGGGAAACUCGCUGACUUCUAAGUGCAUUGAUGAGACCAUGAAGCUGGCGGGAAUGCACUAUCUGCAAGUCACACUCAAACCAAUCAUAGAUGAGAUCUGCACGGAACACAAGUCUUGUGAAAUCGACCCGGUGAAGCUCAAAGAGUCGGAGAACCUAGAGACGAACAGGGAAAACCUUCGUCACUACGUAGACCGCAUCUUCAACGUUAUCACAACCUCUGGUGUUCGCUGUCCCACCGUCAUGUGUGAUAUCUUCUUCUCUCUGAGAGAGUCCGCCGCCACUCGUUUCCAAGUCGACCAAGAUGUCCGAUACACAGCAGUGAGCAGUUUCAUCUUCCUGCGUUUUUUUGCUCCAGCCAUCCUCUCACCAAACUUAUUCCAUCUACGGCCGCACCAUCCAGAUCCCGCCACCUCUCGAACCCUCACCCUCAUCUCCAAAACCAUCCAGACCCUCGGAAGUCUCGCCAAGUCGAAAUCUGCCAAUUUCAAAGAGUCUUACAUGGCUGCAUUUUACGACUACUUCAAUGAGCAGAAAUAUGCAGACGCUGUGAAGAACUUCCUGGAUCUCAUCUCCACGUCUGGAAAAUGGGAUCAGAAGAGUAUUGAGACACCAAUCAUGCUCAAAGAAGGAUUUAUGAUCAAGAGGGCACAAGGGAGGAACCGGUUUGGAUUGAAGAACUUCAAGAAGCGAUGGUUUCGACUCACCAACCAUGAGUUUACCUACCACAGAACGAAAGGUGAGGGAGCUUUAUGCAGCAUUCCCAUAGAGAACAUUCUGGCUGUGGAGAGGCUGGAGGAGGAGUCUUUCAAGAUGAAAAAUAUGUUCCAGGUUAUUCAGCCAGAGCGGGCACUCUACAUCCAGGCCAACAACUGCGUCGAGGCACGUGACUGGAUCGACAUCCUGACCAAAGUCAGCCAAUGCAACCGCAAACGCCUGAGCGUCUACCAUCCUUCAGCCUACCUCAACGGCCACUGGCUCUGCUGCAAGCUGUCAGCAGACGCAGCCCCGGGGUGCACGCCCUGCACCGGCAGUCUCCCAGCAAAUAUCCAGCUGGACGUAGAUGGAGACAGAGAGACUGAGAGGAUUUAUUCCCUCUUCAGCACGUACAUGACCAAACUGAUCAAGAUGCAAGAGGCGUGUGGCAGUAAAUCAGUGUACGACGGCCCCGAACAGGAGGAGUACUCCACCUUUGUCAUCGAUGACCCCCAGGAGACCUACAAAACCUUGAAGCAGAUCGUGUCAGCUGUGCAGACUUUGGAGCAGCAGCACACCAAGUACAAACGGGACAAGUUCAAGAAGACAAAGAUAGGCAGCCAGGAGCAUCCAAUUGGAGACAAAAGUUUUCAGUGCUACAUCCGGCAGCAGUCCGAGAGCUCCACCUACUCGAUCUAGCCAUGGAACUGUAAACUGUUUCUAUGAUGCCCAGAACCAGCAAAUUUUUCGUUACUGCAAAAAAAAUCCAUCCUGACAAAGCUCGGUGGCUGUGUAGCUGGACUUGUUUUUGCAGUGUCUCAAAAGUGCAUCGCUCCAAAUUUGGAGAAACAGACCUCAGACCAGCAAGAAAAAAAGAGGAACAAUUGUGGAGGGAAAGGAGGGAUAUGAAUGAAGAAAUCAUCAUACCGUACAUCUGUUUCCUCUCUGUGAUGUGACGAGAGAACAAACGUUUUCACUGGACAGCUUUUUGACAGUGACCAACACGCACUUUAAUCGCCUCCAAAUCUGUAUGAUCAAGCCUCGCAGCACACUUUCAAAAAAAAGCUUCUUUUACCUGUUUUGAUUUGUAUUUGGUUGUUUUAAUGGUUGUUGAAAUGUUCCAUUGUAUUUCACGUCAUGACAGACCAAACUCUAGAUGGAAGGAAAGACUGCAGUUUUCCCCUCUUGAGGCGGUGUUGUUCCCGUGUAUCUUUUAUUCUAUUUUAGCUUUGCUCCCCUCUUCAACCUCCUCAGGAAGGCUGUGAAGGUCGAGGGGACUCAAGAAGGGAUCGUCGGGACCAAGCACAGCCCAGAGCAACUCGAUGUUAGCUAUCGAAAAUCACUUCACGCACAAUUUUACCCCUCAUUUUUUAAUCCUUAUCAACGGUGUGCUAACUGAUGUAUAGGUUCAGGUUGUCAUGUUUCAUUUGAAGCCUUGUUCUGUUGUGGUUGGAUAUUGUGCCCGUGUGUGAUCAGUACCCACGUUGAAGGAAUAGCAUGGCGAUGUUUUUCUUUUUUCUUUUUUAACCUAUUUACACUGAGUGUUUGUAUGCUGCUUGAGAGUAUGUUGCUUAGCAUGAAUGAGUUCAUGGAUGAAACAGCUUCUCUGAUUAGUGGAGCCCAACUUGAUUGUGAAUAUAAAUUAAACUUUAUUUAAGUUCAAAGCCACUUUUGCAGGGAAGAAUUAGUAGAUAAACUAAAUAGAUAAACCACUAUCUGAUGUGAUUUAAUACAACAACUCAGCCAUUAUCUUAACAGAAUAAUGGUCAGUUUUUGUUAGCUUUGUCAGAAAUACAUAAAUUUCAUUAUAUGUCAUUUACUGGGCUCAGAAUUAGAGCUGUUGGUAGUGGACUUUAUAUUAAAAGGAGCUCUAUUUUUCCUUUUUUACAUACAUGAGAGGGAAAGAAUUUAAGAAUACCUUAGAAUAUAAUGCAGUCCAGUACAGUGCGUCCAUGACAGUGUUAAAAACUUGCAUCACGGGCAACAUAAAGAAAGCUCUUUAUUGCAGAACAGCUGUGUUGUUUAUGUAACACUGCACAGGUGUUGCCACAACCUCACUGAACCUAUAGACCCUUCUGACCUGGAGGUCUGGAGCCCAGCUGGAAAUCUAACCUCGUUUGACAUACACAUAUAUUAUGGGUGGAUAAAUGUUCCAGAAAAGUGUUUUUAGCCAUAUUGUCAUUGUUGUAGGUCUAUCUGCAUGGAGCUGAUACUUUUCCCUGACAUCCAGCAUUUUGCUAAGACUAUCAUUCAGCAUACACUCAAAGGCAUUUGCUUGUUUCACUCUGUGUAAAUAAAAAAACAGUUAAAGCCGAGCUUCCCCUUCAACUAUCACAAAGCAGCGACUAUGUGUUCACACAUAAUGGGGGUGUUUUUUAGCUUUUCUUCUAAUUACUCCAUAUACUAACAUUUUUACCAGUCUCUUCUCAAGUUAUAUUUGUGAAAUGGAUAGUGUGUGACUGAUUGUGUCGCCCCGCUGGCUGCCUAAUAACGUGGUUCUUCUGUUCUGUGAGUAGCUCUUUUUUACUUUAGAAAAGCUGCCCCCCUUGCAGUUUAAAACUUAUUUAUAUGCAUUCCUCUCUGAGAAGCUGUCUUGCUGUGUGAAUCUUACCAGACGGCACCUCCAUUUCCGUUGAAGGUACAGGAUUUAUUAUCGUUAUCCAGUUGUGUUGUGUUGCUUCAUGCUUUCCAAAGGCAAACACUGUCAUUGACAUUCAUUUAGCACUCACUCUCGCCAAGUGCAUGUGAAGUGUAGUUGUAGUCUCAGCGAGCGUAGCCACAGACGACUACAAACCACAGACAAAUUUUGUAUUUUCCAGUACGUGUUUAUGUAGCCUCAUGGGUGUUUCCCGUGAUCACAGGAUCCCUAACAGUGCCAGUCAUCACUUUUCUAAAAUUCACUUUUUUGAAAAACAAACAAAAAAAGAAGAAGAUUAUUGUUUAGAUAUGUUUUUUUAUAUCUCAGAACCUAUAUUGUUUUAAAAACAGCUGAGCAGUUAUUCCAAUGACAUGUUUUGUUUUGUUUUUCUUUGUCGAAUAUGUUGAUCUACAAACUGUAAGGAAGGUUUUCAACAAUUUGACUCCGUUUUCUAUCUUCUGAACUGAAUGACUGAGGUGCGUGUGUUUUGUGUGUGUGCAUCGGUGUGAACACGAGUGACUGACAUGACGGGUUGUAUUGCCAAUUGAUUUAACCCAGUGUUACAGGUCAGGAAAAGCAGUGCCACUUGUUAAACAACCACUGCCUGUAAUGAAACUAAAGACACUGUUACUCUACUCUUUCCUCUUGUAUAGAACCACUGUUCCUUUGCCAACACAUUCUCCCCCAAACAUUUUAUGUACAAAAAUGAUGAAACGUUAAGAGAGCAGCGUCGCUUUAACCUCUAAACUUUGGUGAGUGCUUGUUUCCACCAGUUACUAACUCUCCUCAGGUUUAUGAAUAAACUCAUAUUUAUUAUAAUUUUACAGUAAGAAAAAGAACCUUCCCAGAAAUAUUAGCUGACUUGAUGCAGUGAUGGCAGUUACAGUAAUGACAACUCCUCCACCCCGCAGCCCACAAAGGAAUGACUUAUGCAAUAAUGGUGUUUCAGCAUGCAAUAAUAUUAACAACCCCUCAAUAAGCCUGUCAAAUUAUCACAAAUUAACAAUGCACACCUGCUGACCUUUUUGCAGUAAAAUGCCUCCUCUGAUAAACACAUAUUAUAAAGGGAGAACAUUGUAUUUUGUACAAAUAUUUUAAAAGUAUUAAAAUAAGCCUGUUAUAUGUGUACAUAAAACAGCUGAAUGGAUGGUGAAAAUGUGAUGUGUUUUUUUCCUGAAUAACUAAAUGAAACCAAUAUUAAUGCAAA
Molecule: messenger RNA, 5712 nt
Organism: Acanthochromis polyacanthus (spiny chromis)
Lineage: Eukaryota; Metazoa; Chordata; Actinopteri; Pomacentridae
Gene: rasa3
Product: RAS p21 protein activator 3
Exons: 24
Coding region: 65-2566 (833 amino acids)
Biological process (GO): regulation of GTPase activity; intracellular signal transduction; negative regulation of Ras protein signal transduction
Molecular function (GO): GTPase activator activity
Source: RefSeq, a predicted model, not a curated record